This is a messenger RNA of Maudiozyma barnettii, 3006 nucleotides long. RefSeq names its product Vnx1p (gene VNX1). The coding region runs from base 1 to 3006 and encodes 1001 amino acids. The transcript has a single exon. Gene Ontology annotation, biological process: intracellular calcium ion homeostasis; calcium ion transmembrane transport. Gene Ontology annotation, molecular function: calcium:proton antiporter activity. The record is from RefSeq and is a predicted model, not a curated record. NCBI's taxonomy places the organism in Eukaryota, Fungi, Ascomycota, Saccharomycetes, Saccharomycetales, Saccharomycetaceae. Gene Ontology annotation, cellular component: endomembrane system; membrane.
AUGUCUAGGGAUAUUCCGACUUCUGCACAUGAUCAUACUGUUCAUAGAGUGUUUAGUGUGGACGAUGAUCCAAAUGAAGUAGAAAAUGAUGUUAGAUAUUUAGAAGGUCUUCAUGAUGGCUUGAAAUAUGCUUUACAUGGUAACAAGGCUUCGCCAAAUCCAACAAAAUCAUUUUCACCUUCAACAAAUCAUAUUGAUUCAAAUUUUAUUUCAGGUUCAGAUAUUUCACUACCUGGCAAUACAUCAAGACCAAAGAUAAACAUAGAGUCUCAAAAUGAUAAUACAAUACCUUCAAAUACUUCCACGGACCAAGAAAGGUUCAUUAUACAUCAUCCUGCAACAGAUUCUGGUCAUGAUCUUUUAAUAGAAGAACUAGGACCACAUGGUAUUAGUGGUGAUGUUCGUGAUAUUGAUGUCGAUAAUGAUGAAGAAUAUGAAGAAGAUAAUGAGUUUUCGGAUAGACACUCAAGGGCAUCAUCUAUGGAGUCUCUUACUUUGAAAGAAAGACAAGAUGCAAUUAAUAAAACACAUCCCUUCGGUAUAAGGAUUUGGAAACCUGCUUUAUAUAAAAAACAAAGAUCAGUUCAAAAAGCUGCUGAUGAAGAUAUUCAUGAAACUAAAUUUAAGACUAUUACUCUCGGUGUUCACCUCACUAACAUUAUAUGGUCAAUGACAUGUGGUCUAAUGCUAUGUAUCAUUUGUUAUUUAGCUGCAUUUUUAGUAAUGAUCAUCGGAUUGGGCACAAAAUCAACAAGAGAUUAUGCAGGUGUCUUUUGCAAAUUAGGUAUUUAUCUAUUAUGGCCCUUUGGUAAAGUGGUUUAUUUAAAUCCUGAUGAACAUUAUUUACAAGAAGAUAAAGAUGAAGGGAUCAGUGUACAACAAUUCUAUGGUUGGGUCACAUCCUAUAGCAAUAAAUUAUUUUUUCAUAAGAAUCAAUCUAUGGAAUCAAAUCAUUUAAAUCCACCUCAGAACAAUACGAAUGGUAAUGACCAAAAUAUACAACCAGUGAAUUCUCUUAGUUACCCCUCAUAUGGUUCCAUUCAAACAUAUAUUAAUAGUCAAAAUCAAGUGUCUGGUAGUAAUAUAGACCAAAAUACAAGUAGUGUUCAUCAUAAUCCUCUGGGAGAAAGUUCCCCUGCUACUGAAGGUCCAAAUAUGGGUGACUCCACUAACUUUUCUAGUAAUCCAAAUCAAAGAAGAUACUUUGGUAGAGGUGAAUGGACUCUAGGGAGAAUCUUAUUCUAUGCAUUGUUCCAUUUGAUAUUUGAACCAAUUACCCUUAUAUUAUGUCUUCUUACCUGGUUAUGUGUAUUUACUAUUCCUAUGAGUAGUAUUUUGUGGAAUCUUUUAUACCAUUGUAGAAAGCAUCCGUUGGCUUUAGGUUUCAAAUAUAUUAAAACAUCCUCAGACCAAACGAGACCAAUGAUCAUGAAAAGUAACAAUCAUUUACCAACAGUUCGGACAUUGCGUAAUGAGUUGAAUAAUCAUUUAGCAACAGGAACGUCAUCAGCAAGAUAUAUCAACCAACAACAAUACCAAGGUAACGAAGACGAUUAUGAUAACAGAAAUAUUUUAUUGUGUACUUUCCGUUGUGCAGGCUGGCAUUAUUACAAAUAUACAGUUGAUGGUACUAACAUUAUUGUGGUCAAUUUGAUAUCUUUAGUGUUUUUCACUAUCUUUGAUUUUUAUUUCAUGAAGGAAUCAUGGAAUCUUAACUUCUGGUUCACUAAUGAAUCAUCAAUUUUUAUUCUUUGUCUUGCAUCAAUUAUACCAUUAGCAUUUUAUAUAGGUCAAGCUGUUGCUUCCAUAUCUGCCCAGACCUCUAUGGGUGUUGGUGCUGUAAUUAAUGCUUUCUUCUCAACAAUUGUCGAAAUUUUCCUAUAUUGUGUUGCCUUGAAAGGUCAUAAAGGACAAUUGGUUGAAGGUUCUAUGAUUGGUUCGAUCCUUGGUGCUGUAUUGUUAUUACCAGGUUUAUCUAUGUGUGGAGGGGCUCUUAACAGAAAGACUCAAAGAUAUAAUCCUGCAAGUGCAGGUGUCUCUUCCGCAUUAUUAAUUUUUUCUAUGAUCGUGAUGUUCGUUCCAACUAUGUUAUAUGAAAUAUAUGGGAGUUAUACAGUUAUAUGUCGCGAUAAGGAUAGUAAUGUUCUAUCUGAGGACUCGAUUUCUAUGAAGACCAUUACAAUGGCUGUUACUCUGUCACAAUGUUAUUUUACCCGUCCACCUUUGAAAUACAAUAAGAUGUUUAGAAAUGUCAUUCAGCCAAUGUCUGUUUCAUGUGCUAUUAUCCUGUUCCUUGCUUAUGCUAUUGGUUUGUGGUUCACUUUGAGAACACAUGCUAAGAUGAUUUGGCAAUUACCAAUUUCUGAUCCUCCAAAGGAACAGCAUUUGGAAGAAGCAUUACCUUUAACAUCUACUCAAUCAAAUAUUAAAACUAAGGCAGCGGUUGGUAAUGACGAUCAAGGUAGUCACGAAGCACCAAAUUGGUCAAGAUCCAAGUCAACAUGGAUUUUAUUGAUAGCUACAUUAUUAUAUGCUGUCAUUGCAGAAAUUUUAGUUUCAUGUGUUGAUGCAGUCCUUAAGGAUUUCCCUGGUUUAGAUCCUAAAUUCCUUGGUUUAACCAUUUUUGCUCUGGUUCCUAACACCACAGAAUUUUUGAACGCUAUCUCGUUUGCUAUGCAUGGUAAUGUCGCAUUAUCAAUGGAAAUUGGCAGUGCAUAUGCUUUACAAGUAUGUCUAUUACAAAUACCUGCUUUAGUUUUAUAUUCAAUCAUGUAUACAUGGAAUAUUGAUCAAGCUGCAAUUAAUAUUAGAGAACAAAUGUUCCCGUUAGUCUUCCCUAAAUGGGAUUUGAUUGGAUCAAUGGCAAGUGUCUUCAUGUUCACAUAUUUAUAUGCCGAAGGUAAGUCUAACUAUUUUAAAGGGUCGAUGUUAAUAUUACUAUAUAUUAUUAUUGUUUUUGGUUUUUGGUUCCAAGGCGUUAUUGAAGAGUUUAGAACGUAUGAAUGA